AUGGCCCAGACUCGCCAUUCAGUGCUCAAGACCCGCCUCAUCCGCUUCGUCGACCGCGAAGGCGCGAUCCGUCUCCCCUCCGACGCCGAGGACGAGGAGAAACGCUUGCCGUGGGUUUUGAGUAGGGAGGAGGCGAGUAGGGAGGGGUAUACUAAUGUGCAUUUGCUCGGCGAGUGUAUUGCCGCCUCAAUCUGGAACGCCCUAUGCCUCUUCUACCUCCUCCACCCUACCUUUCUCUCCUCCCGCUCUCCCACCCUCCUCCUCAACCCCAACCCCAACCCCGAAUCAACCUACCUCUACGCCUUGACGUUCCUCACCCUCGUACCCCUCGCGAUCGGCGUGAUGGCGGGUAGCGCGGCGUUGUGGAGCGAUGAGGAGGCGGAUGUUGAGAGUAGGAAGGGGUGGGGAGGGGCGAAGAGGGCAGUCGUGUGGAUUGGGACGGUCGACUGGGACGCGCAGUACCAGGCCGAAAUGGCUGUCAUUCUCAUCGUGUUGCAGGCGUUCUUGGUGAAGAGCGGAUCCGACUCGUCUUUCCCUCACGACUCGCGCAUCACGCUCUCUCCCGCCUCUACCGCCGACCUCGCUGCCCUCGAGAAGGCGCUGGUAGAGAAGGACAUGCGCACUGCGGAUGAGCAGAAGGUCAAGAUUGUCGUGCAGUUCUGCGCUUGA
This is a messenger RNA of Rhodotorula toruloides NP11, 669 nucleotides long. RefSeq lists its product as uncharacterized. The transcript is spliced from 6 exons. The record is from RefSeq and is a predicted model, not a curated record. Bases 1 to 669 code for a protein of 222 amino acids. NCBI's taxonomy places the organism in Eukaryota, Fungi, Basidiomycota, Microbotryomycetes, Sporidiobolales, Sporidiobolaceae.